Ficedula albicollis (Collared flycatcher) is the source of this 1125-nucleotide messenger RNA. RefSeq names its product aldose reductase-related protein 1-like. Gene Ontology annotation, cellular component: cytosol. The record is from RefSeq and is a predicted model, not a curated record. The transcript has 10 exons. Lineage: Eukaryota; Metazoa; Chordata; Aves; Passeriformes; Muscicapidae. Bases 18 to 968 code for a protein of 316 amino acids. Gene Ontology annotation, molecular function: aldose reductase (NADPH) activity.
GCACUCCGCCUGCAGCCAUGGCCACCUGCGUGCAGCUCUACACCGGGGCCAGGAUGCCCGUCGUGGGGCUGGGCACAUGGAAGUCUGAAGCAGGGCAAGCAAAGGCUGCAGUGAUGGCUGCCAUCGAUGCUGGGUACCGCCACGUGGACUGUGCCUAUGCAUACCACAAUGAGAAUGAGAUUGGGGAAGGGAUCCAGCAGAAAAUCAAGGAAGGGGCUGUGAAAAGAGAAGAUCUCUUUGUCGUCAGCAAGCUGUGGUCCACUUUUCAUGAGAAGUCUCUGGUGAAGGGAGCCUGCCAGAAGACUCUUGCCAACCUGAAAUUGGAUUACCUGGAUCUCUACCUCAUGCACUGGCCUAUGGGGUUCAAGGCAGGAGACGAGCUGUUUCCUGCAGAUGACAAAGGCAUGGCUAUCCCCAGCAACACAGAUUUUCUAGAUACAUGGGAGGCCAUGGAAGAGCUGGUGGACUGUGGACUGGUAAAAGCCAUUGGUGUCUCCAACUUCAACCAUGAGCAGAUUGAAAGAAUCUUGAACAAGCCAGGACUGAAGUACAAACCUGCAAAUAAUCAGAUCGAAUGCAAUCCGUACCUGACCCAGGAGAAGUUGGUGAACUACUGCCAAUCCAAAGGGAUUGCUGUGACAGCCUACAGCCCCCUUGGCUCCCCUGACAGGUCAUGGGCUAAGCCAGAGGAUCCUUCCCUUCUGGAUGACCCCAAGAUCAAGGAGAUUGCAGCCAAGUACAACAAAUCCACAGCCCAGGUUCUCCUUCGCUUCCAGAUCGAGAGAAAUGUGAUUGUGAUUCCCAAAUCUGCCUCCCCACAGCGCAUUGCAGACAACUUCAAGGUGUUUGACUUCAAAUUAACUAAAGAGGAGAUGGCAACUAUUUUCAGCUUUAACAGAAACUGGAGAGUCUAUACAAUGAAGAUGGGCAAAACUCACAAGGACUACCCAUUCGAUGCAGAAUACUGAAGAUGCUCAUAUCCUGCCCUCCUUCAGAGCUUGGCCUGAUAUUCUUCCUAUCAAUGGAUCUGACUUUCUUAUUGCAUUUCUCCUCCUGCAGCCAGUGAAGCCACAGCAUAUGUACUCAGUGAUCAUCUUUUGUUUAUUCUUUCUGAAAGAUACAGUA